This is a messenger RNA of Cyprinodon variegatus (sheepshead minnow), 1071 nucleotides long. RefSeq names its product extensin-like. The transcript is spliced from 4 exons. Bases 1 to 1071 code for a protein of 356 amino acids. The record is from RefSeq and is a predicted model, not a curated record. Lineage: Eukaryota; Metazoa; Chordata; Actinopteri; Cyprinodontiformes; Cyprinodontidae.
AUGCCCCUCCUUCCAACCUUCUUUAGGGAGAGCAAAAGUGACAGCCCCACCACCGGCAGGCCACCAAGGCGCCGCAGCCAGCCCCAGCCAAAACCACGGACCAGGUGGCUCACUCUAGGCCCCAGACUCCGGGUGGCAGCCGGAGAACAAGGGUAUGUAAUUAAAACUGGGAGUACAAGAGGGGGAGUCCGGCACAGUCCACCCCCCCUCCGGGAGAUAGGCGGUGCCAGCGCACCCCCCCAUUCGACAACCCUGAACCCUCAAUCUCUAGAUGUGAGAGGGGAUGGAGGAAGCCCACCGUGGGAGCCAGCUCCCCUGCUGACUCCAAUAGGCACCCCUGUUCCCCGAGAGCCCCUCCGGAGAGGGGCCCCCCACCAGUCUCACCACUGUAGCCCGGGGGCCAGGGACCGGCAGCAGGACCCACCAGCCAGCCGGCCCAACAGGCCUCGAGGCACCCCCGCACACCAGAGGCCACGGCAGGGGUGGACAGCCUGGCGUACACCGGCCCAAACCCCAAGCAGUACUCCCCACAGAACCCGAACCCCCACCGGGGCCCCCGCUGCCCGCAACCAGCCCACAAUAGACACACAUGAACCCCAGCCGCGGGCGCGACCACCUAUGCACCCCCCCGGACGACGCAACCACACCAAGCGCCACAGCCAACCACCUAAACCCGAUACCGAAAGACGAGUUAUGCCCCGACACCCUGCAGAACCGAAGCACCCUGGCCGGCACCACAAAAGAACUGGUGCCCGGCACCCGGCACCCAGCCCCACCCAGCAGCAGCACAGCUACCAGGCCAGUAGCCCACGUCCGCCACCACGGAACUCUCCAAGAGCACCGCACGCAGCCGCCAUAGGACCCCCCCGAGGCGCCCCAGGCCCCGUCCCGAUGGGGGCAACAGACCCCAGGGCUAGACCCGCCAGGCACCCCACUCCGAGCGCCACCCCUGAGCCCCCCAGGACCCGAGGACCCCCGAACCAGCCCCCACGCCCCAUAGGACGCGCCCCAAAGCCACCCACUACACUAAGUGAUGGAGCCGAUCAAGGGAGCCCAGAGAGAUCGGUCUGA